Molecule: messenger RNA, 813 nt
Organism: Postia placenta MAD-698-R-SB12
Lineage: Eukaryota; Fungi; Basidiomycota; Agaricomycetes; Polyporales; Adustoporiaceae
Exons: 2
Coding region: 1-813 (270 amino acids)
Source: RefSeq, a predicted model, not a curated record
AUGGCCUGGACUGCUCGCGGCCUCAAGAAUGCACAAUGGGCUGCACAGUUAGAGGCUAGUCGCCUCGCUGACGACGAACGCCUCCUACAGGACGCCUCGGCUCGCAGGCAAGCUGACGAUGCCGCCGCUGAGGAGGCUCGCCUCGCGCGUGAACGAAAACGCCCCCGUCUCGGUAAAAUACAUUUGGACCGUGACACACCCUCCUACCUCCCUCCGCGGCCAUGCGCCUACGCUCUCCAUAAGCUCGAGAAGGGUGAAUAUGUCGAACUAUGGUAUUUCACGCUCGAAGGCUGUGCUGCUGCCGCCAACGAAUGCUCUACCGCACAGGAGGCCCACCGCGCAUCCCGCCAUGUUCUCCCCGAUGAGAAACUGACUUGGGAUCAGUACUGCAUCGGCAAGAGCGAUUUUCAACUCGCCAUUAGUGCUGCAGAUUGGCCUGCGACUCACGUCGCCAUGCUCGAAGCAUUUUUCUACACUCUCUCUCGACACCCUUUCACAAGGCGGCCCCGGGGUAAAGAUGCCCUCAUCACCUACCAGGCCCGUGUCCGCCGCCACUGGCACGAGCAACUCGCGCGCGACGAGGGCUACAACAUCAGCAAGAUCAACCUCGGCCUCUUAAAUGGGAUCCUGCGAGAACUUCUGAGCAGUGCCCAAGAAGAGCGCAUCAGUCGGUGCGACUGCAUUCUUGCGUCUGUGGACAGGCUUCAUCGCUCUCCGCGCCGUGACGCACCUGCACGUGCUGGCCGUUCCGCUUCUCCCACUGCACGUCGACCUCCUGGCCAAGAUCUGCGCUCCACCCGUGACUACAUGUAG